Myripristis murdjan (pinecone soldierfish) is the source of this 2305-nucleotide messenger RNA. RefSeq names its product NK6 homeobox 2 (gene nkx6-2). Gene Ontology annotation, molecular function: DNA-binding transcription factor activity, RNA polymerase II-specific; RNA polymerase II cis-regulatory region sequence-specific DNA binding. The record is from RefSeq and is a predicted model, not a curated record. The transcript has 4 exons. Lineage: Eukaryota; Metazoa; Chordata; Actinopteri; Holocentriformes; Holocentridae. Gene Ontology annotation, cellular component: nucleus. The coding region runs from base 30 to 983 and encodes 317 amino acids. Gene Ontology annotation, biological process: cell differentiation; regulation of transcription by RNA polymerase II.
GGUUGUGCAGGGAAGGAGCCUAUCCCAGCAUGCACUGGACAGAAGACAGGACUAACACAGAUAGACAGUCACUCACAUGGGCAAAUCAGGCACUUCCAUCCACAUGGAGAGAAACCAGAUCCACCUGGAGGAAAGCAGCUGUCGGGCAGAUGGAGGCUAACCGGCAGAGUGCUUUCGUCCUGGGCAGCACCCCGCUGGCGGCGUUGCACAACAUGACCGAGAUGAAGACGUCCCUGUUCCCGUACACGCUGCAGCAGAGCCCGACGGGCUUCAAGGCGCCUCCGCUCUCCAACCUCAACUCUCAGCUCUCCCUUGGGACUCCGCACGGAAUAAGCGACAUCUUGGGGAGACCCAUCACCACGGCUGGGCAGCUGCUCUCCGGCUUUCCCAGGAUAAACGGCCUGGCCACCACCGCCGCCGCCGCCGCAGCGGGGAUGUACUUCAGCCCGGCGGUGUCACGGUACCCCAAACCCCUGACGGAGCUGCCGGGGAGGGCGCCCAUCUUCUGGCCCGGGGUGAUGCAGGGAUCCCCCUGGAGGGACCCGCGGGUUCCCUGUCCCACUCAGGCGAACAUCAUGCUGGACAAGGACGGCAAGAAGAAGCACUCCAGGCCGACGUUUUCAGGCCAGCAGAUUUUUGCACUGGAGAAAACUUUCGAGCAGACCAAAUACCUGGCCGGCCCGGAGAGAGCCCGCCUGGCCUACUCGUUAGGAAUGACCGAGAGUCAAGUCAAGGUCUGGUUUCAGAACAGGCGGACCAAAUGGCGGAAGAGGCACGCAGCAGAAAUGGCCACGGCCAAGAAGAAGCACGACUCGGAGACGGAGAAGAUGAAGGAGAGCUCGGAUAACGAGGACGACGACGAGUACAACAAACCGCUGGACCCAAAUUCAGACGACGAGAAAAUUACGAGACUGCUCAAAAAGCACAAGGCCACCAACCUCGCCCUGAUCAGCCCCUGCAGUAACAGCUCGGACACGUUGUGAUGCCCAGAGUAACAGGGGGGGCAACAAGUGUCCAGCAGAGACUUGGCGCACUCUUUUUCGGCCUCCUUUUCACCUGACAUUACUAACAUGCGUCCCGAGUGACCGGAUGGGCUUCAGAUUUAGGAAAGUGAACGCGUAAAACAGGUACCACGGCGCCCAGAGAGGCACUGAAGAGCCAAAACACCAAAAACGUGGCCAGAGAGAGAGACGCAUUUGGCCACAUUCAGCGCGUCUCCAGCCCACAAACACAAACAUAAACGGAAGUAAAACCCCUGGCAAAAAAAAAAAAAAAUGGACUGGCGGGAUGACGGACAAAUUAAUGCUUAUUUAGUGGACACUGUUUUUGGCAAGGGGAAGAGAAAUCGUUUUUUUCCCCCCUUUUUUUUGCACAAUUGGAAACGCAUUUUAACAUCAGGUGUAAAUGCAAACAUUCAACAUAACAUAGGCUAUACUGUAUGUGCACACACACACUCCGGAUUAGUGUUGAGAGAAAAAAAAAAAACAUUAUUGGUAAUCCAUUCCAAAGGUGAUAUUACUUUAUCCCACUCCCUGGAGGGAAGAAUUUGUUACUUCAAUUUGAUUUUUUUAUUUUAGGGAGCGAAAAACACAAGUAAACACUUAUUCUCUGUGUUUGGGACAAGUGGGACUGGUGCUUGUGUGUAACGGGACUGCUGAAACUGAAAUAGUAAUUAGCCUAGUUAAGCGGCCAUGAGCAGGCAACACUAGUCCGGAUCAGAGACGCAUGUUUGAAGUUGCAGGUGUAAACGGGGCCUGUGACGCUUCUGAAGCUCAGUCUAACCAGGGUAUCCACUGUCCGAAAAGGCGAGAGCCGGGCGGCUGCAGGCCCGGCAGGAGUGAAGGAUUCGUGCUGUAGCCUAAAGAGAAAAAUGUAACUGAGAUUGUAUAUAUUUUUUACUGAGUAAGUUAUGUUGUUCAAGUGGAAACGAGACGUGGCAGCCUCUUCCCGCAGCCCUGACGCGCUUACCCCCCUUCCUCCUCCUCCUCCUCCUCCUCCUCCAGUAAACAUGCUGCUUCAUUUUGAUCCCUGCAGAAUAAUGUCGCCCAUUUCUCCACGUUUCACUGUUCCUUCAUUCAGUACCGGCACACAAAUGUAUAGAUGCAAAAUGUUGUAUAUAAUUACUGUAAAAAAAGAAAACAAAAGGAAAAAAAAUCCAGCUUGUUUUAACACCCAACCCACAUUUAUUUUCUUUGAUUUCAUCUGAAGGACUUUAUGUUUUACCUCAUCCAACUGCGAAAUAGAAAACUGGACCAUCGUUUAUGUUGAAAAAAAAAAAAAAAAGAGUAUUAUUGCUUCCGCCAAG